AUGGAAAGCCAUCACAGCUGCUGCCCUCCACCAGCUCCUUUUUUUUUUUUUUUUUUCCAAAUACAGCUCUUAGGCAGACAUUUGAAGAUUUUAGGCCAUUGCUGUUUUGUCAGUGUGAAUGAUUUGUUGUGGUCUUCAAAACACCAUCAUUAUAACGUGUGGGAAAACUUUGGUCAUAUUCCGUUUCCUCUGUUGUUGAUAGACCAAGCUCCGAAGCGACACAGAGGAAAUGGUGAGCAAAGCAAGGAGGAGGACAUACUGACUCUUGAGAUUGAUCUCCAUGAGAAGGCUCCUCCUGGCUAUAAAGGUUCAGCGCGGCCUGGAUUCAACAAAGCCCAGCAGGCCAGCGCCCAGCAGCAGAGCGAUGAUAAAACAGAGCUUCGGAAUGAUGACAGCAGCGUGUUCGUGAGCAACCUGUCGUACACCCUGGAUGAGCCCGAGGCCAGAUUGAGGACUCUCUUUGAGACAUGUGGAACCGUCAAACAGAUUCGCCUCGUCUCCACCAACAAAGGGACCUUCAAGGGUUACGGCUAUGUGCAGUUUGAAAGCUCUGAAUCCGUCUCUGAAGCCCUCAAACUCGACAGACAGCAAGUGGAGGGCAGGCCUAUGUUUGUGUCACCAUGUGUAGACAAGAACAAGAACCCGGACUUCAAGAUGUUCAAGUACAACACAGCAAUGGAAAAACACAAAAUCUUCAUCUCUGGGCUACCAUUUUCCUGCACCAAGGAGCAACUGGAAGAACUAAGCAAGAAUCACGGCACCCUCAAGGAAGUUCGUCUUGUGACAUUCCGUUCAGGAAAGCCCAAGGGUUUGGCGUAUGUUGAGUUUGCAGAUGAAGCCCAGGCUUCUCAGGCAGUGUUGAAAAUGGAUGGCAUGUAUGUGGAGGGGAACAAAAUCUCUGUUGCUAUUAGCAACCCUCCUCGCAGAAACACCAGCAAACCUGGGCCCAGUCUGCCCACCACAAACCCGACGCCUCACCAGGUCCACGGCUCGAGAGGGAGAGGGCGCACACAAUUGUCAUUGCUCCCUCGCUCUCUGAAUCGCCAAAGUGGGUCAGCAAGCAAAGUGGAGAAUGGGACUGCGUCUGAUGAAGGUGCCGGAGAUGCAAAGCCUUUGUCCAAUGCAGACUUUGCUAAAAUGCUUCUGAAGAAGUGAAGAAAGAGGCUUGCUGGUUUCACAUGGAAAGCCAUCACGUGAUCCUUGCAAAAUUCAGUAUUUUGAGACUUUGACUUUCUGCAAAUGUCAGCCUUCUCGUCAUUUUUCCUGCGAGAUUGCCUUAACUGCAGAGCUGCUGCCCUCCACCAGCUCCUUUUAACCAAGAACACCUUUGACCCUUGUCAUUUUUACUCUUCCUUCCCGUUUCUGGCUGUGUUUAAAUGUUGCCGUCAGGUUUUAUUAAAUACGUGUGUAAUACAAGUGUGUAAAUAUGUUUGAAAAUUUGUAGACGCCAUUUUCCCAACCUCAACCUUUUGUUAUUUCAGUGGGACAUUGGAUUCACAACAAUGUGUUAAGCAAUGUGUAGAAUACUGUGUGUGUGUGUGUGUGUGUGUGUGUACAUACAAGAUAAUACCUAUCAGCUUACUAACAGAAUUGUAAAAAAAAUAAAUAAAAUUUGACUGUGGAUUUAAAGACAAUCAUUUCAACAGUUAAAUGAUAAAUGGUCCACCAAUCUCUUUUGUCAGGCAACUUUUGGUUUGACUUAAAAAUGUCACAAUUUAAGAGUCAUAAUAAAUUGACUGGCUGAGGCUGACUU
Molecule: messenger RNA, 1753 nt
Organism: Hippocampus comes (tiger tail seahorse)
Lineage: Eukaryota; Metazoa; Chordata; Actinopteri; Syngnathiformes; Syngnathidae
Product: squamous cell carcinoma antigen recognized by T-cells 3-like
Exons: 5
Coding region: 1-1155 (384 amino acids)
Biological process (GO): mRNA splicing, via spliceosome
Cellular component (GO): ASAP complex; cytoplasm; nucleoplasm
Molecular function (GO): RNA binding
Source: RefSeq, a predicted model, not a curated record